AUUAGACUUGCUUGGUGGGUAACUGUGGAACGAUAAGUAUAUACGAUAUGUAGAGUAGCAGCCAUGAAACUGUAGGAAAGAUGAUGUAUUCUUUCCAAUAAUCAUAAAAUAUUUCUGAGCAUCAGGUUCAUUAUGAUGAACCGGGUACAACCAGAAAAUGUUCACUCCACCAUAUUUACUCCACGAGAAUAUCAGGUGGAGUUGGUGGAUGCCUGCCUCAAAGGGAACACCCUUUCAGUGCUGGCCUCCCGCUCCACAAGGACAUUCCUCAUCACCAUGGUCACACGAGAAAUGGCCCAUCUCACUCGGAGCAAGGAGCAGGGAGGCAAGGGACAGCGAACAUUACUCACUGGUUGGUCAGGGCCAGGGCUGGUGCGUGCAGGCGAGGCUAUUCAACAAAAUACCAACUUAGCUGUGACCACUUACACAAGGCUUGAGCAGGUGGAAGGCUGGCUACCUUCACGAUGGAGUCAGACUUUUACAGAGGCCCAGGUAAUAAUUAUGACUGUGGAUGUACUUGAAAAAGGGCUUGAAACUGGAUUAUUACAGCUAGACAUGUUGAACUUACUUGUAAUUACUGAUGCACACCGUGUAGCAACUUUCCCUCCUUUAAUUAAGGUUUUAAAUUUAUGUCGUGGAUGUAGGAUCCUUGGCAUGACAUCACCAGUCCUAAGUCAUGCCUGUUCACCACCACAAUUAGAAUCCUUCCUUACACACCUUCAGGAUGCUACAUCUUGCGUGGUAGACACUUCCUCAGAAAUUGUCACUGUCCUGAGGUAUGUGAAUAAGCCAGUUGAGAAGAUUGUGAUGUGCCGUGACCCAGACCCUGACGAACGUUCAGAAGUAGAACUAGAAGUGCGUAGGCUUGUGGGAGAAGCUCUUAGUUUCCUUGAUAAUCAUCGCUAUGAUUUGGUGGAAGUCUAUGGUCCAGAGUACCAAGAAUUUUGUGAUGAUCUGCCUGACCCCAACAAAGAGCCAAGGCAGAUAUUGAUGGAUUUCCUUGAUGUGCUCAAUAAUUUAGGAUUGUGGUGUGCUGACCGUGCAGCAUUGUACGCGCUAGUGGAAGUUGAGAAGCUUAAGAAAAAAACAGCUUAUGACAGGCAUUAUCUUCUGUUGUGCAUGAUCUUCACUGUCAUGGCACGUAUAAGAGCUGUUGUUGAACAAGCAUUUGAUAAAUAUUCUGAAUUAGAUCAGAUUUUGAAAUUCUCAACUCCAAAGGUAUUGCGCCUGGUAGAGAUCUUACGGCAGGUCCGACCUCUCAACUUUGUAGAUCCACGUAAGAGAAGAGAUAGAUUAGAAGUGUUUGAGAAUGGGAAAGCAGCUGCUGCUCUUGAAGGUAGUGAAGACACACAAGAAAACAAAACUUCAUCAGAAGAUAAGAAUGUAGAGAAAGAUUCUACAAAACCUGUAACUGAUGGAGGAAACACAGAAAAUCUACAAGGAUCUUCCUCCAAAUUGAAAAUCGAAAUGAGCUGUGAAAGUUCAGAAGAGCCAAGUGAUACAACAUUAUGUGUUCAAGAAAGCAUUUAUGGAAUUUCAGAAAUUCCUCUUGUAAGCUCAGGAGAUGGUGCUAAAGAUCCAAAUGAUGAAUGUGAAGUAAACAGUGGAAAUGCCAUGCCAGACCUCAAAGCUGUGGAAGAGCUGAGUGAAGGCCAUUCUCAGAUCCAUGGCACAGAGCCAUCAUCAGAAGAUCCCUUCUUAGCUGAUGAAAAUUCCACAGAAGAUAAAUCAGAAUUGUCUCAUGGAGCUCCAUCGAACAUGUUUUGUGGAUCAUCCAUUGAAGAUUCUAGUGAAGUUGUUGACAUAUCCACUGAUGGAGGAUAUUUUACUGCUGUCUCUGAUGUUUCUCCAAAAUGUACAAGUAAGGCUGUGUCUGAUUCGUAUACAAAUGAUAUAGAAGAUUGUAUGAUGAAAGCAAAUUGUAAUAACUAUGAAGUGAAUGUUUCAAGAAUGACUGAAAUAAAUACUGAAAACGUCUGUGCUGAAGUAACUGACAAAUAUAGUUGUUUACAAGAUAGCUUGGAAGAUGGAGUAGACUUCACUAAGCACAGUAUGAAAGAAAGAACUGCUGAUGAUAUGCACUUUACAGUACAAACUUGCCCUGAAACUACACAAUAUUGUUCAAAUGCCUGUGAAGAUGUAGUUGCUAAGACUAAUGAUGAGGAUGGGUCAGCAUUAGAGGACAGUUUAUGUAGGCUUAAUAUUAAGGAAUCAUCUUGCACAGAUGGCUGUGAUACAGAAAGCAUUAAGAGCUGUGAUCUACAUAAUGGAGUUCUGAGUGCCAAAAAUGAUUUGCUAGACACUGCCAUGAUACAAAAUGUGAAAAAUAUGACUCUAUGCAAUGGAUUUGAGCAUGGCAAUAAAGAAGAUAUAAUGGAUUCUGAAAAAGACAUUACAAGUAAAAUGAAUGGCCAUGUUGAUCCAAGUGAAUAUGAUUCAGAAAGUGAAGACAUUAGUGAUAAAUAUAAAAGCUGUGAAUCAGUACAAAGCCAGGCUAGUGUGGAAACUUCCAGUAAAGAAGGCUCCAUAUCAGACACAUAUGUUCCCCCUGCUACCUCUGAUCUGCCUUGCAAGGCAGAUGCUACUUCUGCUGUAGAUGAAACUGCAACUCCAUCUGAUUCUGCACCAAGUGAACAGGAGUUACCUACUUGUACCAAUGGUGUGGAAAACACUGAAGAUCCUGCUUUAGUUUCUACUUCAGGGACAACACAGAACACAACCAUUUGUUCUGACUCUGCUGCCUUUUCCAAUGCUAAUAAUGGUAUUCAACCCACAACACAAGCAGUAUCAUCAGAGGCAGCUGCCAUGGCUGAUACUUUGGCCAUGCUAUUACCAAAUAGUGGUAAAGGACGGAAAAGACGAGAUGAUGUUAAAGAAAAAGUAAAGGUCCACAAUCCAGAAGAUCCUGAUUCUGUUUGUGGCCUCAUUUUCGUACAUCAUCGAAGUAUGGCCAAGAUUAUAUACAGGCUGUUAAAGGAACUGAGCGACAUUGGUGGAGAUUUUGCUUGGAUUUUCCCCCAAUACACAGUAGAAGCCAAGGAAAGUGUAAAGGAAGAUCCCAGGGCUGCAGAGGCAGAACACAAGAAACAAGAGGAAGUACUCAGGAGAUUCCGACAUCACGAGUGCAAUAUUCUUGUCUCAACACGUGUGUUAGAAGAAGGAAUUGAUGUUCCACAGUGUAAUCUGGUACUAAGGUUUGAUCCUCCCACCGAUUACCGCUCAUAUGUCCAUAGCUGUGGUCGAGCUAGAGGCCAUGACACUUUCUAUUUUCACUUGAUUACAAAGAACCAGGAGAUCAGCUUUCUACAUGACAUGGCUACCUAUUCUGCUUUUCAACAGGUGCUUGUUAGUCAUUGUGGCAGUGUUGAAGUGGGCACUGACAGAGAGGUUCUGUCAUCAGAAGCCAAUGCAGCUCAUGCCCCUUAUAUAACUCCAGCUGAAGCUGCUGUUACAAUGGCUUCAGCUAUAGGGCUCUUGAACAAAUACUGUGCAAAGUUACCAAGUGACACUUUCACUCGUCUAACUGCUAUGUGGGAUGUAGAAGAAAUAAAAGAGGCAGAAGCGUUAACACCAGUAUACAAGUGUAAGAUCAUGUUGCCAAUCAACUCGCCAUUGAAAGGGACCAUUGAGGGUCCAUGGCAAAAGAAAGUUUCACUUGCUAAAAUGGCAGCAGCUUUAGAGUGUUGUCGAAGACUGCAUCAGAUGGGAGAAUUGGAUGAUCAGCUUCAGCCAGUAGGAAAGGAAAGCAUGAAGUUAGAUGAUCACUUGUGUGCUCCACCUGCUGAUGACCAGGUGCCAGAGGGGAUGCCUCGGCCAGGAACAACAAAGAGGAGACAGUAUUAUUAUAAAAAGGUUGCUGUUUGUCUGACUGGGGAACAACCCAAACAAGGACUAGAUUUGUUUGUCUAUAAGCUAGAUAUGGUGCUAACUUGCCCCAUCCCAGAUGAACAAAACACCCGUGGUCGUAAGAUUUACCGUCCGGAGCAGUCCUCACGUUCAUUUGGAAUUAUCACAACAAAGCCAAUCUCACAGGUCAGUGGAUUUCCAGUAUUCACUCGUUCAGGGGAAGUCGUCGUCCAUGUCCAAGAAAUUGAAAGAAAGGUUAAUGUCACUCAAGAUCAGUUGUCAGCCUUACAAUACUUCCAUAAAUUCACCUUCACACAUGUCCUACGGCUGGAAAAAUAUCCAAUCAAGUUUGAUCCUACGAAUGCAAGAACAGCUUUUUAUAUUGUACCUCUCAACAAGUUUAAUGGAAGCGAAGGCAUUGAUUGGGAGUUUGUAAAGGAGAUCCAAUCAGAAGGAGAUCCCAGACCAGUCCCUCCACAGGAUGAUGCAAGGAAAAAGUUUCAGUUCCAGCAUGACCUGUAUGAGGAUGCAGUGGUUAUGCCUUGGUACAGAAAUCAAGAUCAGCCUCAGUAUUUUUACGUAGCUGAAAUAUGCACUCAUCUCAAUCCACAAAGUGAUUUUCCGGAUGCAGGGUUCGAGACCUUUGAAAAAUACUACCUAACUAAAUAUGGCCUUCAAAUAUGUAACCUUGCUCAGCCUUUGCUUGAUGUUGACCACACAUCUGGAAGACUGAAUUUGCUCACGCCACGUCAUGUUAACAGGAAAGGAGUGGCACUGCCUACCACCUCAGAAGAAACUAAGCGUGCCAAACGAGAGAACCUUCAACAGAAGCAGAUCUUAGUACCUGAAUUGUGCACCAUUCAUCCCUUCCCAGCCUCCUUGUGGCGAAAAGCAGUAUGUUUGCCAACCAUACUCUAUCGUAUUAAUGCUUUACUUCUUGCUGAUCAACUAAGGCUCUCAGUGGCAAGUGAAGUUGGAUUAGGACUCCAGACUCUUCUACCAGAUUUUUCAUGGCCACCUUUGGACUUUGGUUGGAGUUUAGCUGAUGUUCUCAGGAAAAACCAGGAAAACCAAGAGCAAGAUGACAAAUCAAACAUUGCUACAGAAGCCACCAAUAGCAAGCAGAAAGCUUCCAAAGCUGAGAACCCAGAAUGUGAAUCUCCAACUCUUGCAGCAAAAAAGAAGGCUCCCAAGAAGGGAAAUGACAUGGAAAUUGGCACAUGGUCAAAUGAUAUGGCAGUUGAUCCUCCCACACCUCCAUUUGAUAUGGACACAAUGAAUGGGCCAGAUGAAUUUGAGAUUGAUACAUUUGAUCCCAAUGUUGCCCUGCCUGACAACCUGACUUUACUGAAUGGAUUUUCAGGUGCUGAUGAUGAUAUAGAGGGUGAAUUGGGGGCUGACUGGGGCACUGGAAUUACUGAACGACGGACCAAGAGCAGCUGCAACAAAGACAGCAAAGGAGGGAUGUUCAGAGUGGGUUCACCAUCCAAUUUUGAGAGUGAUGGGUGGGACAUGUUUGGUAGUUCAGGUUAUAAUGGUGGGUAUGGAGGAUAUGGUUCCUAUGAUGCUUAUGGUGGUUAUGGAGAUUUCCAGGGUCUGGCAGAUGAUCUUGAAGGCUGUGAGUCUGAUGUUUCAUCUGACAUGGAUGAUGAUGAUAAAAGUCAGACAGAAAAAUUGUGGGAUGAGGAGGGGACCAAGAGGCGGUCUAGUAUGGCAGCUGAUGAAGGGUCAUCAGAUGAAGAGAUUGACUUGAAUUGGCCAGAUGAAGAUGAAGAGGUGCGAAAUGAAAAGGAAAAAGAAUUUCAGUCAUUUUUAGAGGAUAAACAGAAGAUUAUAAAGGAAAGUUCCUGCUAUCUGGCAGAAAGUGAAUCACUACUAAUUGAAAAGGCUCACAGGAAACUACAGAAUGAAAGCAAAUCAUCCCCAGAGAAGGUCUCUCAUCGUACUGAAAGUUCUACUACUGAAGGCUGUGAACAAUUAUCUUCAAAAGGCUGUGAUAAUGCUCAACAAUCUACCUCAAUCAUCAUUAGAACUGUGAACAGAGAUGAAACUCUUGCACUUAAAAGGCCAGACUCUGAGGUACAGUGUUCUUCAUGGAACAGCAUUUGUGAGGAAAUGUCAUUCAGUUUUGAUUUCCAACCUGAUCUUCUUAACCAUCCUGGACCAUCACCAAGUGUCAUACUCCAGGCACUCACAAUGUCUAAUGCUAAUGAUGGAGUCAAUUUAGAGAGGCUUGAAACCAUAGGGGAUUCUUUUCUGAAAUAUGCCAUCACAACUUUUCUCUUGUAUUAUCCACAACGUCAUGAAGGGAAGCUUAGUUACCUACGUUCAAAGCAAGUCAGUAACCUUAAUCUUUAUCGGUUAGGCAAACGGAAAGGGCUUGGAGAGUGUAUGGUAGCAACAAAAUUUGAGCCCCAUGAUAACUGGCUGCCACCAGGAUACUUUGUUCCAAGAGAAUUAGAGGAAGCUUUGAUUGACUCUGGGGUACCUGCAGGUCAUUGGAAUAUGGCAGACUUACCUGGACUUCAUGACUUGGCAAGUGAUGAAAUUAGACGGCUAGUUCAGGAGCGUUCAGAGCAGAUCAAGCGCAGUAAGAGUGAGCAGGCAACUAGUGAACUCAUGGCUACACAAAAUCCACAUGAUCUGCCAAUAUUUAUCCCAUACAAUUUGCUCACACAGCACAGCAUCCCAGACAAGAGUAUUGCUGAUUGCGUAGAAGCCUUGAUUGGUGCUUACUUGACCACAUGUGGGCCUCGGGGUGCUUUACUGUUUAUGUCUUGGCUUGGAAUCAAAGUUCUGCCAUGUACACUAGAAAGUUCUCCAGAAGCUUGUGAGCUUAUUACAUAUGGACACUUAGAAUCUCCUCAGUCUCCACUAUAUCAUUGCCCUCUUACUGACACUAGAAAGGAACUAGAUUUGCUUCUUAGUGGAUACCAAGUGUUUGAAGAGAAGAUUGGGUACACAUUCCGUGAUCGUUCAUACUUGUUGCAAGCCUUCACACAUGCCUCGUACUACAAAAAUCGGUUGACUGACUGCUAUCAGAGACUUGAAUUCCUAGGAGAUGCUGUUCUUGAUUACCUGAUAACUCGUCAUUUGUAUGAGGACAAGAGGCAGCAUUCACCAGGUGCACUAACUGACCUUCGGUCAGCAUUAGUCAAUAAUACAAUAUUUGCAUCCCUGGCUGUCAAAUAUGACUACCAUAAAUACUUCCGCCAUUUCUCACCUGGUUUAGAUCGAGUCAUAAGGGACUUUGUAAAGAUGCAAGAGGAAAAUGGCCAUAAAAUCAAUGAGGAGUACUACUUCAUGGAAGAAGAUGAAUGUGAGGCAGCAGAAGACAUUGAAGUUCCUAAAGCUCUUGGUGAUGUAUUUGAGAGUGUAGCAGGUGCAAUCUUUCUUGACUCUGGUAGCUCCUUGGAUGCAGUGUGGUCUGUGUACUAUACUAUGAUGUGUCGGGAGAUAGAACAGUUCAGUGGAGUGGUACCAAAGUCACCCAUUAGGGAGUUGUUAGAAAUGGAACCUGAAACGGCCAAAUUCGGAAAGCCUGAACGUCUUGUAGAUGGGAAGGUUAGAGUGUCAGUUGAAAUAUUUGGAAAAGGAUCAUUUUCAGGUGUUGGGAGGAAUUAUCGUAUUGCAAAAUCAACAGCUGCAAAGAGGGCUCUGAGACACUUGAAAAAGUUACAAAUGAUGGCUAAUCAGGGUAUCUGAUUGGGAUGCUCUUUGUAAGGGAAAUAUCUGAUACAGUAAUUUUUUAUAAGUGUAAUGUAAUAAAAAAAAAUAAAAAAUGAUAAAAAAAAGAAUAAGGAUUAAGAAAGAUCUGAAAUUUGUACAUGCAGCAUUUACAACUUGGGUUUUUGUAGGUUUUAUUAAUGGGAAGAAUAUAACUAACCUUUCUUUUAUCAUGAAAGAAAAUUUCAUUGGCAAUGAAAAGAGUGGACAAAUUUGCUUCCGGGAAAGGUAAUGGGUAUCAGCAAGUUAAUACCUUGCCAUUUUUAUAGCCAUUAUGUGUAACUUUACUUUUCCCCUUUUUAUCAAAUUUUAGGGAAAAAACAUUUACCGUUCAGUUAAUUACUGUAGACAAAUUUUUAUGCCUACAUUUAUAAUCAGUCACUUUUAUUAUAGGUAUUGAGAGUACAAAUGUGCAUAAAACAGAAAACAUUGCAGAGUAAUCCUGCAAAAGAUUCAAGUGCAAUUGUGCAGGCUGCUUCAUGCCUUUGUUAUGACCAGUAGGUUAUGGGGCUCAGAGAGAUCUGUGCUGUGAGCCAGGAACUUAUAAACUAGUAACCACACAAAUUAAAGUUCCAACAUAUGAAUGGUGUACAUUACAAUAUUCUUUCCAGGUUCCUUAGUGCAAUGCAGACUUACUCUCAGUUAUUCAUCUCUUCUUUAGAUCAUACAGUUUUGGGUCAUUUGAAGAAGGCAAACACAUACUUAUAAGUUGUCAUAGGCUUUGUGGUUGUAAGUUUUUUUUAGACUUGUCACAGUUUUCUGGUCACUUUUCAAGAUGAAUAUUGUUGUUAUUUUUUCCCUCUCACUAUACUUGUAUGACUGCAUUGUUGACUUUGGUUCUGUGUUAAGAAGUGCCAUCUCCCAGUGACCCAGUCCUUGAACUGUUCCACCAUAAUGCUGUGAUUCCUUACCUGACAUUUAGUUCAAAUGUUAAGAUUUAUAUUAUUGUGUAGAUUAUUGGAGUCAUUGUAAAUUUUUGUAUAAUUUAUUACUAAAACUGCGUGCUGGCUCACAACUUGGAAAUGCUUUCUAUGUUUUAUUUUGUAUUUAUAGACCUUUUUUAUGCAUUGGUUCAGAUUUUAUUGCUAGAUGUACCUCAUUUGUGUUUGUGUUAUUAUUUCUUAUUUUUAUUUUAACUUUAUUUUGUUUCUUCAUACAUAUAAAUGUAAAAGUUGCCCCAAAAAGCUUUUUAAAGAUGCUUUAUAUCACUUCAGGUUAUAAUUGGUCUCCUUUGUAAACUCUUAUGGUUCAUGACAGAUCUUAUUGUUCUUUCUAUUGAAAGCUCCAUAGGCUUUGGCUGAAUUGAAUCAUGAGAACUUGUAGCAUUAACAGGAUGUGUCUGAACUACUUACAUGGUAGCCCAAAUAUCUAUGGUGAAAGUAUGAACUGUAAUUGAAACACCAAUUUUUUCAUUAUUUUUUAAAAGAGUGCGGAUAUGCAAGUACAUAGAUUUGUGGAUAUUUAUAAGAAUGCAGCUCCAGAAUGUUAAUGUAUUUGUUUACAUAUACAGCUCCAGAAUGUUAAUGUAUUUGUUUACAUAUACAUAUUUAGAUUCUCUUCAUGGAUAUGUGAAGCUUGAUUUGACAUUUUUAUUGAAGUAUAUACAGUGAAGAGGAUUAAGUUUUGGAAUUAGUAAGGAUCUCAAGAGCAUUUAGGUACUGUAUAUCGGAAAGUGCUUGGGUUUAUGCUUCCCUAUUUACUAGUUGCUCCUUUCUGUAUGUAUGAAAUGCAUUUCAGCUUGAACUAAAAUGUUCUCUAGGAUUUUGACCAAAAGUCUCUUGUUAUUGGUAUAAUUUACAUUAAAAAUGUCAGUUUAUUAAUUAACAUCAUAUUAUGAGAUAUAUUUUAUUAUGCAUGUUCCAUUUUGAGAUUAGAGGACAAAUUUUUUGUUUUCAUUAAUGGAAAUUGAUAUGAAAUAAAUUCCUAAACUCUGAAUUAAUUUGAAUUAGAAUAGUAAUAUUUUGUUUUGUUCUUCCUGUCUUCUACAGUAAAUCAUACAGGGAUAAGAUAUUUUAUUGUUCAUUGGAUUUUUUCUCUCUCUCUCUCUACCACCCAGCAGAAACUGGUGGAUUCUCUACACAGACAAAUGUCUCUCAUUUCAUGCUUCAAGGGUAUUUUAUUAGUACAUGAAUUAGCAGUAUAUAUAUGAUUGGUUCUCACUUACUUAGAGUAGUGUCACAAUGUUCCUAAUUUUGUGGUGAUGCAAAUUUGCUCUGAGAAUAUUUAUGGUUAUCUUGCUGGAUAUUCGGAUGACUGCUAUGGCUUUUCAUGAUCUCGGUACACAUACAGAAAUACAGUUUGCUCAGCUAUGUAUUGUUUAGUAGAUAAUGAUUUAAUGUUUAUUCAUAUGUUGCUUAAUGCAAGUGCUGGUAUUUUGACAUUGAGAAAUGCAGUUGUACGUAACUUGUUAUAUUUAGUUAGUUACAUCUGCUGAUUCUCUAUGUAAGUAUAGAGUUUGUAUAGUCUCACAAAUGGCAUGUUGAUAAAUGCAAUUUCAUUUUACACUGGAUAUCUUUGCAUAUUUUUUAUAUUAUAGCCAGUAAGUAAAGUUGUAUUACUGAAGAAAAAACGUUAAUGCAAGGAACUAUUAUUAUUGAUUUUAUUUAUUUGUUUAUUUUUAUUAUAUUUUAUAUAGAUUUGUUUUUGAGAUCCUGGUUGGCAUUUGUAUGCUGACCAAUACUAAUCAUUUACUGCUUCUGUCAAUUUAUUUGGUACCAUUCAUGGAGCUUCAGGUUGUUAGUGGUUAUUAAUCCUCUGUAAAAUAAUCAGAAAAGAGCCUAUUAAGUUUUCAAGACACAAGUACAAGUUUGUUGUAAUGAUUACAGAAGUAAUUUAAUAUUUUUCAAGUUUUAUUCAGAAUUUUAAAUAUUUCAUUUACAGAAAAGACUAUAUCAUAUGAUAUAGUGUAAAUGUGCCAUGUAUGGAUUGGUAUAGAAUGCAACAUUCAGGGCUUUAGAAAGAGAAGAGAAUUGGCUUGAGCAUGCAUGCUAGAUUCAUACCUACAUAUGUAAAAUUGCUUGAUUGUUUACAUUUUAUAGCUAUAAUAUGAUCAAUAGAUUCUGUCUGUGGACACUCUUGGAUCCUUGGUUAUGAUUUGUUCCUAGUCAAAUAUUGGUCCAAGGUUGUAUAUGAAUAUGAUCCCAACAGGGCUUUGGUAGGGUAAGUGGUGUUUGGGAAGUAAACUUUUUGUACCAUUGCAGGCUAUAAGAGCUAGCAGAAAGUGCCUCCCAGCUUACAGUUGGGGAGACAUUAUCAGCUAGUUGUCAUCUUGUUCAUGUGAUCCACUCCUGCAGUGGUACUUGUCAAUUUAGUUUAUAUAAGUAACUCUUAAAAUUUGGGAGUUUUAAAUCAAGUUUGCUUCUGCUUACCCAGUAGUUAUUGUAGGGGUGCAACAUUGAGGAACAUGCAGCCUUUGAGCACACUAUCAUAAGACACUCUAGAAAUAGAUAGGGUUUUUUUCUUUUUUCUUUAUAUUUAAUAUUGCAAGGAUUUUUUUUAAGGAUUUAUGCAAUUUUACCUCAAUUUUGCACUUAGAAUUAAGACUGAGCUAUGGCCAGGGUCCAGUUCCCAUGUCGCAGUGAGGAAGCACGCCUCUUCCCAGCGUAUCCUUGGUGAUAGGGGAAUUGGGCUCAUCCCUACUUGCUCAGCUGCAGCUGUAAUUUGUUUGCAGUACUAUUUACUCCAGGGAUCAUUUGUAUUAAUAAUAAGUGAUCUCAUUUAUGUUUAUGUAUGAGUUUAUUAUUUUUCUAGUAUAAGAUGUAUUUAAAAUAAAGUUUGAUAAGAAUAGCAUCUGACAAUUGCACUUUGUAAAUAAAUGUAAUUGAUUUUUGCUAUUACUAACUGUAAUGGGAAAGUGAACCUUCAUAUUAUCCUUGUGUCACAAUGUAUCCUUGCAGGAUUUUUUUCCUCCUCAAAUAUCCUUGUACCGUGCUGCAGCAUAUGGGUGAUUUUAUGCUCAAGACAAAGUAGAGGAAUAUGGUGUAAGAUAUGUUUAGCAUUUUAAAGAUUUUGUUUUAGAAUGACAAUAUAUAAUGUGGAAUAGAAAAGUCAACUCCUAUCCUAGUUUGCCAGUCUUACUUUCCCUUUUUUUCCUAUUUGUUGUAUUAAUUUCCUUUCUCCCCUUCCUUUUCCUUCAAAUUUCUCCCAUGUUUUGGGUAUCCUGGAGAGUGGAGAGAGUGAAUGGAAAGAGUGUUGCUGUGAGAGUGAGUGUUAAUGGAAAGUGUAUAAGAGCAAGAGCGAGAAUUUCUAAGUGAAUGAGAGUGUAAUUGUGUAUGAGUGAGAGUAUGUGUGAGUUUCUGCAUGUGUGCAUGUACAUGUGUGUCAUGCAUGUAUGAGUGAAUGUGUAUCAGUCUCUGUUUGUUAGUUUUACAGGAAGGGUUAUCUGAUAUGAUUAUAUACUAGGUAAAUAAUGAUAUAUCUCAGAUUCAUAAAGUUUUCACACAGCAUUUGAUUGGGAUAACAUGCCUAAUCCUAAUAUUGUAAAUCUCUUUACAAUGAGAUGGUUUAUAUUGAUCUCACUCUGAGUCAGUAACCAAGUAAAGUCAGUGUUGUUUUCAUGAAUCACUAAAUAUAUGAACAUUAGUAUGAUCACAUCAGUAUAGAUACAUUUGUUUGCUGAGCCGUGUAAAGAUUUACUUGCAAAUGUAAAAUACUAAAGUAAUUUUGAUUUUUUUUCUUUUAUUGUACUUUAGAAUUGAAAUGAAAAGUUGUUUGAUGAUGAGAUAUUUAGAAAGAGCUGUCCCUUUCAUUUUCAUUUCAACUUUAACUAACUUGGAUAAAUACAUAUAUUCCAUGCUCUGCUUCAUCUUUCUUAUAUAUUUUACUUAUAAAAUACAUCACUUAAUGUGCUUCUUAGUUUGUAAUUUUAUUACAGUUAAAUAAGUGUUUGAUUUAAUUCAAAUAGUAAAAAAUGCAAUUACCUUUUCCUGGUAUAUUAUUUUGCAGGUAUAAUGUUUUACCUUAUGUUGCUUAUAUUCCAAAAUCUACUGAAUUUUCAGUAAAUUUUUUUAGAAUAUUCAUAACUUUUAUUUGCAAAAAGUGGGAAGAUAUUUCCAUCUCCUACAUUUAGAUAUUUUUCAUUUCCAAUAUACACAUAAGAAAACUUAACUAAAAACAAGGAUUCUUAGUGUAUAGUGUAUUUUUCCCCAAGCCUUUCCUUCCUCAUUAUCCAAAAUAGAUAAAUUUAAUUCCACACUCAUAAUAAUUACUUUGACACUACUACCAAAGCAAUUUUGACUGAUCCUUAAACUGCUAAUCAUAUCGGCUAUUCUUUCAGAAGCUAUGAAAUUUCAGAAAGAAUUUGAUUUUAUUGUGAAGUACUUCUACUAUGUAGCAGGGAUGAAUGGUUGCUCAUUGUUUGUUAAUAUUUGCAAUACUAUAUGAAAAUUAAUGAUGGAUAUAUAUUAUAUUUGAUAUGUUUAGAAUACAUAUUCAUUUUUUUUAUCACAAGAAAAAGAAUCAUAUCUUAUAAUAAAUAAUUUAUGUAAACAGAUUUUGAAGAUCAUAUACCAAAAUUAUACAGUCAAAGUUUUAACAUAAAUGUCAAAAGCAAGCAAUAAAAACAAAUUUACAAAGUAAUGGUAAAGUAUUAUUGUUUCUUUUUCUGUUAAGGAGCAGAGGAUAAUGUACCUUUUUGAUUGGUUUGUUUUACAGUUGGUAUACUUCCAUCUGUUGUAUGGUAUCUGCAAAGGAAACAGCUUUUUUAUAUAUCAAUAAACCCGAGUACCUAACAGUCCUCAUUGACUAACCAUGAUUGUCUGAUAAGGUGUAUUGGUUGCACCAGGUGUCCUUGUCAUAAGACCUUUGCUUGGUAUGCAUGUUCAUGUAAUUUCUGUAUUUGAUUAUAUUGUCGUUUAAAUAAAAUUGGUGUCAGUUGA
Penaeus vannamei (Pacific white shrimp) is the source of this 13448-nucleotide messenger RNA. RefSeq names its product Endoribonuclease Dcr-1 (gene Dcr-1). The record is from RefSeq and is a predicted model, not a curated record. Gene Ontology annotation, molecular function: ribonuclease III activity; deoxyribonuclease I activity; protein binding. NCBI's taxonomy places the organism in Eukaryota, Metazoa, Arthropoda, Malacostraca, Decapoda, Penaeidae. Gene Ontology annotation, biological process: apoptotic DNA fragmentation; rRNA processing; siRNA processing. Gene Ontology annotation, cellular component: RISC complex; nucleus; cytoplasm.